Messenger RNA from Hymenoscyphus albidus, 6675 nucleotides. Lineage: Eukaryota; Fungi; Ascomycota; Leotiomycetes; Helotiales; Helotiaceae. The record is from the annotation of a GenBank genome assembly.
AUGUCCGAAGGGUUGAGUGAGGUGAGCGACCCACUGAGGAAGGGGACCAGCUCCAGCUCCAACUCCCGUGUCCAGCUCAGGGUUCCAUGUUCCAGGCCGGAAACCCUCAACCGGGAAUGAAGGGACGGAUUCCUUGAAAACCUUCGAGUGGAAGUGUAAAAGCCAAGUGCUUAAGCUAAGCUACAAAGCUUCUUACCCAUGAGAAUAUGGCAGCCACAGGUUCAUUCCUCUACUCGGCAUGGACUCACACGAGUCCUACCUCUAUUCUCUUGUGGGUAUUGUAUAUCGGAUUAGCUUUUCUGGUUCUUGAUUAUGGAUAUAUGGUAUAUCUUCAUUUCCGGAUGGUAAGAUCCUACACAUCCUAUAGUACACAAAUACCAGAACACUGGCCAGACUAACACUUUCCAGCCACCGGGACCUUUUCCUUGGCCAAUCGUCGGAAAUACUUUCCAACUCCCAGAAAAGAAACCAUGGAUCUACUUUGAAAGUCUUGCAAAACAGUACGAUACACCCCUCUUGACUUUCUGGAUCGGUAGGAACCCAACGAUGUGGAUAUGUGACGCUUGGACUGCCUCCGACCUCUUCGAUAAGAGAGCAGGAAUCUACGCAUCCAGACCACGAAUGGUAGUAUUUGGCGAACUAGGGAGUGGGCAAUCAAGUCUAGUUUCCAUGUAUUAUGGUGCUCGAUGGCGAGUUCAUAGGAAACUAACCCAUAUGGGCGUUGGCUUGCAGCAAGUGAGGAAUUACUUGGGUUUUCAAAAUGAUGAGAGUAAACUUGUGGCAUGGAAUCUUUUGAGGACACCGGAGGACUAUGUUGUGCAUCUGGAGCGGUAUGCUUCUAGUGUUGUUUCGAUUAUUGCGUUUGGGAGGAGGAUUUCGAGCACGAAGGAUCCUGUGAUAAGUGAAGUGUUGGCGCUCAUGCAAAGGGCGGCAGAGUUGAAUGUGCCGGGGAAGACUUUCCCCAUGUUGAUGGAGACAGUUCCUUGUAAGUAUUGGAUGGUGAGAAGAACAAGACGGGACUGACUAGAUGACAGUCCUUGCUAAAGUCCCAACAAAAUUCGCUCCUUGGAAAUAUAAACAUGGACUUGGAGGAAAGCAUGGAGUUGGUCGCCCGUUCUAUUAUGCACUAGCCGAAGAAGCGGCUUCCAAUCCACAGCAAACCGAUUGUUAUGCCAAAAAGGUAUUUGAGGAAGCCCCAAAAUAUGAUUUGAGUAUGAUGGAGAUCGCGUCACUUAAUGGGUCUCUGUUUGGAGCUGGAAGCGAUACUUCGAGUUCCACACUUGUCACCUUCUUUCUUGCAUGCACCGCGUUUCCAGAAACACUUCCAGCUGCAUGGGAAGAGCUUGACCGGGUCAUCGGUCUAGACAGAAGUCCUUCUAUGGACGACGAGCCUAAUUUGCCAUACGUCAAGGCUUUCGUCAAGGAGGUAUUCAGGUGGAGGAGCGUAGCCAUAAUUGGGGGUCAACCUCAUGCACCCAUUCAAGAUGACAACUACAAGGUGAUAUAUGCAUAGAGAGAACUCUUGAAAGCAACGCUCAUAAUUUAUCAGGGUUGGAAGAUACCAAAGGGGACAUGGAUACAAGGGAAUUUGUGGGCGAUUCAUCGUCAUGAACGAGACUUUCCCGAUCCUGAUCGAUUUAACCCUAGCAGAUACCUCAAAGACAGUCCCGAUUCAAGGCCAUUCCCAAAUGACAAAGGAUAUAUGGCGUUUGGAUGGGGAAGGAGAGUAUGCAGUGGUCAAGGUCUGGCAGAGCAGGGAACCUUCAUCACCAUUGCCCGUUUGUUAUGGGGGUUCCGCAUUGAAAAGGCUCGCGAUGUUACUGGACAAGAGAUUCCAGUGGACAUAUUCAACUACACGUUGGUGUUUUCGUCGUCGUUGUGGCCUUUGAGUGCUAACUUGUUGCAGGAAUGGUCUCAACAUGCGACCCGAGCCUUUCGAGUGCAAGAUCACGGCGAGAAGUGACCAGAUCCGUGAGACUAUUGAGCGUGAGGGCAACGAAGCAGAACUUCGACUGACAACGUAUGAUGGCGAAACUAAGUACACGCUUAGUCAGUAUUAUCAGAACCAGACGAAAGGGACCAGUUGAAUGGGCAAGUACCUUGGGGUACUUGCAGUGUUAUCUAGUGGUUACAUCGGGUGGUGGUGAUAAUCAGCGCGUUACCGGGAAAUAGAUACCAAUGGUAGACGUCUUUCGUAAACUCCGGGAGAAGGGACAUGAACAUGCAGAUAACUUAAUAAAAACAUUCCGUAUAUACCGGCUCUUCUAUACCGUGGUUGGUGUAGGAGACGACGUGGUGUAGGAAAUGUCCGACUGGUGACAAUUGAUUUAGCAUAAUUCGGAAGACGCAUGAUAUCAAGGCAGAAGGCAGGGUAUGAGGAGAAAUGCGAGAUCUGAGUUGAUCUACUUCGUAGCUUAAUCGGAUGGUCCUGUCAAAGAAGAUCUCAAGAAAUUGGCGGGAAGGUCUCCGAGAUGGAUGUCUUGGAAAGAGCUCAAGGAAUGAGGAUUUGAGAAAGACGAUCUGAGAAGAAGCCUAUUCGUAUAACGAGAUGGACAGCAGAUCAUCUUGAACAUGAUGCCAGAAUUGCAGUUGUCGAUAAUGUGCGGUCUCUUGGCUUCUCUUCAUGCUGACAGAUGUCUGGACUCUGUAUGGACACACAAGACUUGAUCGGUUAUGUACCGCGACGAAGGCCUUGGUAUCGAGGCAACAAACCGGGGCAACAAGCCGGGGCAAACUAACGCCGUUCCGGGGAGAGCCACUCACGUGCACAACAUUGACCAAUGGAAAUUGGGAGUGCCCCUGCCCCUGCGGCUCUUGCAGGCUGACCCCUCUUUUCGCUCUUGGCCGGUCGCCUGCACAGGGAGCGACGAAAGUAAAUUUACGCAGUGCUUUCCAGCGGCUUUGGCAGCUUGGCUAUGGAAGCAUUGAACUGAGCUUACGAGUCGCAGGCUAGCAGCCACUGCCACUGCCAAUUCCGAAACUGACUUUCCCUACGCUUCACUAGUCCCAGGAGUACCUGGUGGCAUUACACGGGACUACCCCGUCCCCGUCGACCCCGUCGACCCUACGCGCCUCUGAUCACUACGCUUAAGACUCAAGAGAAGGCAAGACACAGAGCCUGGUUACACCUCUCUCCACCCCCAAGUCCAUCUUACCACCCGACCUCGAAUCUCGUUUUUCCACUUCUUGUUCCCGACCGAUCGCAACACGUCUAGCUUCCCUGUUGGAAAACAUAAUUGCGGCCAAACUUUGAUCGUGUUGAAGCUAUUCCGAAGCACCCGAUCCGGUGGUGAGUGAUGAGUGGAGGAGGAAGCGCUGUCUGUCCCCUCCAGAAUUGAGCCAUAUCUGGCCCCACACGCUCGAUCGCAGUUAUCCAUGAUGCCCACCACCAGUACAGUGGCAGUGGCAGAAACACCACAAGAGCCUCGACAAGAACGCAGGCCCAGCGAGCAGCGUCCAAUUUUGCCUAAAAAAUGCCUCUACUGUGAAAGGAGAUUCUCAAAGGCGGAGCACCUCAAGCGUCAUCAGCGUUCCCGUAUGUGCUCACGAGAUGAAAUCUCCGCCCGUACUGCGUAUUGCAAUGAAAACCUUUUAUCUUGCACCUCCCGUCUGAUUUAGAUUGCGCGUCAAAAGCUAAUGUAUACCUUCCACGUAGAUACUGGUGAGCGUCCAUAUCGAUGUUCACGUUGUCAGAAAUCCUUUUCGAGAAGGUCAGCCCUCAGGGAGACAUAUUGAGACUUGAUCCUGUCUUGAUAUCUCACCAGAUGACUCUUGCUAACCAGUUCAAAGUGAUGUGCUGAUACGUCAUCUCAAAAACCAUCCUCAUAUUCCAGGAGAGGAGGUUGAGCAGAGCGAAUCAGAUGGCGAUCAACGACCGCCAAAGAGCAAGAGAAGAACCAGUGCGAGCAGUGUGAUGAGUGUCGCUCAGCUGAAGAAGGAAGCCAUGGGCCCUACCAUCCAAGAUCAACCACAGCGCUCUCUCUCGCCUUCCCAGAUUGACCCGGCUCUCUUGGGAUCAAAUUCGGAUUUUCAUGAACAAAGUAACUCUCAUGCUAUGGCUUCGGGACUCGAUCACCUGGCUCUUCUGGCUUCACAGCAACCUUGGGGUAACGGCGCAGGUGAUGCAGCGAUGACGGAUUCCGGUAGUACGGUGAUGGGAGGCCCAGAAUCUCAGAAUUGGCCUCAAGAACCGGUCUCACACAACCAUGAGUUUGGUGGUGUGAUGAAUUAUCAAAGCGGUCUACCGUCGACCGAUGCAGAUUUUCAGAUGAUUGGGGCUGCAGUACAUCCACAUCCGACUUUGGACUUUGGAGGUGAUAUGUAUUCCGGACGCAUGGGCUUACAAGACCAGAUAUCUCCCGGGAUGGGUGGCAUGACACCAAAUAGCGGUAUGAUGCCACAUGAAUUACUUAAUUGGUUUGACCAAUUUGAUAUGGAAACCAGCAACCCUCCUGAACAACCACAGCCUCUUGAUGGAAGCCCUCCAGCUAGACCGCAAGAUGAAAGACAGCCAACGACCAUGUCACCGGACGGGGGGAACUCUUCUAACAGCGGUUCCCUCAGCACUGUUAUUCCAGCUGAAAGAUUCCAUAAGGUUGAACGAUGCUGGCCGAACAAACCAAGCAAUGCGGUCCGACUGAUGCCAACUUUAUGGCGAGAUGCUAUUAUGAAGCCACAGGACAACUUAUUUUCCAAAGACAACUUGACUUCUGAAGCUAUCGAGCACAAUCGACAGUAUGGCUCUCGGUGGGGUUUAGAUGAGGAUUGUCGGACUCGACUACAAAAGAUGUUUGUCAAUUUGAGUAGGAAAGAAUCGAGUCACGUCCUUGAGGAGAACUCUCCAAUCUCACAUUCAUCGCCUUCUUCAAAAUCAUCAAUUUCACAUAACAUUCAAGAAGAAAUUUCCAACAUACCAAAUUUUCCUCCAGCAGAGAUAUUUGACAUCAGUCUAGAUUUGUUCUUUCGGCAAUUUCACCCGCUCAUGCCAUUCAUCCAUACACCUACGUUUUGUCCAAAAACAGCUCCUACGUCAAUACUCCUUAUAAUGUGUCUAAUAGGCUUAACAAUACUACAAACUAAAGGUGCAACAGCAUUUGUAAAACAAGCUUUUCCGGUAACUACUUGCCAUUCUCAGAUUUCCCUUUUCAACAUACGUUCUUCUAGGAUCAACAAAAUCUAACCAAUUUUCAGAAAGCGCUCGAGAAAGUAUGCACAGAACUAAUGUCACCACCACGAGAUGGGCGACGGAUUGACCAGUUAUCAUCCUUGGCUAGUGCUAUUUUCAUCCUCUGCCUAUCAGAAAUGACCGGAGUAAGUGAGGUCUCAAGCUUUGGAUGUCCCAGCUAACACCCUCAGGACCGAGCGCACCAUGAACAGUGUCAGAUGUUAUAUACGAGUGCCAUAACAGUAAGUCUUUAUACAUGGAUAUCGAUGAAAAUGCUCAUCAAUCUUAAAGACGGCCCAGAGACACGGCCUUUUCAACACCAAAGAUGUCCCACCCCUCGAGGAGCACUUAUUAACGGCCAUUCCGUCCAUCGAAGUGAGAUGGAAAGCAUGGGCUCGUGUUGAGUGCAUCAAACGGUAAGUUUGAGUUGCUAUUCAUUGAGGGCAGAUACUGAUAUCAAAAGAUUGAUUCUCUGUCUGCCAAUGGUUGAUACAUGGUACUCUGCAAUUUUUCAUACGAGUCCUAUAAUGCGCACGGAUGAGAUACGCAUAAUAUUACCAUGCGACGCAGCAUUGUUUCAGGCGACUUCGGCAGCGAAAUGGGAUCAGCUCAUUUCAAAAGGCGCUCGUUUGUGCAUGCCUGAAUUCUCUAUGUCUUCCGACAAGAUCAAACUACCCCACCUUGACACUACACUGGAUGUUCACGGCAUGGUUGGGUUAUUAAGCUCGGUUCGAUUGCGAAUUUCAGAAAGCUUUCACCGUCUUCUAUCCGGAAGUCAACGUCGGGCAAUUGAUCAUUCGUUUGUACCUUGGAAGACGUACGAAUCGGACACUCGUGCCCAUGCAAGCCAAAAUUUCACCACCCAAGUGAUGCGGUCUUAUGGGUCCAUGUUAUCAAACAUGAAUCCAAACUGUGUAAUACUUUGGCACAAUAUGUGCAUUAUGCUUACUACUGAUCAACGUCUGUUUGAACUUGGGGCUGGAUGCGCAGGUGCAGAAGCAGCACGAGAGGCUCUUGAUGAUAUCGCAGUCUGGGCACGAACGCCUGCGGCGAGAAGAGCGAUUCUUCAUUCAGGGCAAACCUUUACAUUAAUGGCCAGUCGACGAGCCUCGGAUGGUGACCCAUUCCAUUCAACAUCCAGUCUAUUCGUCGCGGCUUUGGUGUUGGGUUUGUAUGUUUUCAUGGCAAGCCCUGAAAACCCAACCACCGGUCCAGCCUUUGACCUUACUGAAGAAGUGGUGGAUUGGAAUGUUGUGGGUGGUGAGGGUCUUUCAAAUGACUCUCAAUUGGCGCAAGAUGAUGCUGCCAUCAAUUUCAUACAAAAUGGUGGAAGAAUCUCCUUUAAUGGAGUUGUACAUCAACCUGGAUAUCCGGCUGCAAGAAGAAUACUGUUAGACUAUGCGAGGUUAUUGGAAGAUAUCGGGAAAUGGCGGGUCGGCGUUCAUCAAUUUUCACGAGUGUUACGAAUAAUGAGCGAUGCUCUCGUCGACGUUGAUAUUUCUGGAGAGUAG